Messenger RNA from Mycena citricolor, 221 nucleotides. The record is from the annotation of a GenBank genome assembly. Lineage: Eukaryota; Fungi; Basidiomycota; Agaricomycetes; Agaricales; Mycenaceae.
AUCUUGAUCGUUUUGGAGGAACAGGAACAGGAGUGGCUGAAGGAAGCAGGCAGCAAGCGUCUCGGAGAAAAGGUUGACCUGGCGUCGCUUGGCGAGAAUGUCUUUCUUAAACAAUUCCGCUUCACCUACUCCGAAGUCGAGAAAUUGGUUGAUUUCUUGCAAUUACCUGAUGACGUUCGAUGCCCAGACACAGGCGUCAAGGAGGAUUCUUUGACAGCGCU